UACUAAAUGCAUUGAAAUAGUCUGACUUUCUCUUGGUGCUAUCACAGUCAAUCAGGUUACAAAAAUGACAACUUACACAGACAAAGGAGAAAAGCCCGAAGGAGGCAAAUUUCUGCACUUCCACUCUCUCACAUUCUGGGUUGGAAAUGCUAAGCAGGCUGCCUCGUUUUAUUGUAACAAAAUGGGAUUUGAAGAACUGGCCUAUAAGGGCCUGGAAACUGGCAGCAGAGAAGUGGUGUCUCAUGUAAUACAGCAGGAUAAGAUCAUAUUUGUCCUCUCAUCUGCUCUCAACCCUGAAAACGAAGAAAUGGGAAAGCACUUGGUGAAGCAUGGAGAUGGCGUAAAAGACAUUGCAUUUGAAGUCGAGGAUUGCGACUUCAUUGUGCAGAAAGCUAAAGAGCGUGGAGCAGUGAUAGUGAAAGAGCCCUGGGUAGAGGAAGACAAAUAUGGAAAAGUGAAAUUUGCAGUCAUCCAGACGUAUGGCGACACGACGCACACGUUAAUAGAAAAUCUUAACUACAAAGGUCUCUUCUUACCUGGCUUUGAGCCGCCUCUCUUCAAAGACCCACUGUUACCAAAGCUACCAAGUGGCAAGCUGAGUUUCAUUGACCACGUGGUGGGGAACCAGCCGGAUCUUCAGAUGGUCCCUGUGGCAGAAUGGUACCAGAAGAACCUUUUGUUUCAUCGGUUCUGGUCUGUGGAUGAUAAACAACUGCACACACAGUUCAGUGCCCUGCGUUCCAUUGUGGUCGCCAACUAUGAAGAGACCAUAAAAAUGCCCAUAAACGAGCCAGCAAUGGGCAAGAAAAAAUCCCAGAUUCAGGAAUAUGUUGAAUACUAUGGAGGAGCUGGAGUCCAGCACAUUGCUCUGAACACCCCCGACAUUAUUACUGCUGUCACCAACCUGAAACAACGGGGCAUGGAGUUUAUCAGGGUUCCAGCCACUUACUACCAGCAACUGCGAGAGAAGCUGAAAUCUGCCAAAAUCAAGGUUAAGGAAAACAUCGACAAACUGGAGGAACUGAAAAUCUUAGUUGACUUUGAUGAGAAAGGAUACCUGCUUCAGAUCUUCACUAAACCCGUUCAGGAUAGACCCACUGUCUUUCUGGAAGUCAUACAACGCCACAACCACCAGGGAUUUGGUGCUGGAAAUUUCAAGUCUUUGUUUCAAGCUAUAGAAGAUGACCAAGAUGCAAGAGGAAACCUUACCAUACUGACUGCAAAUGGAGAAACUAAUUUCAUCUAGAGCCUCUCAGCAAGAGAUAGGCAGCAGGCACAAUUACUUUCAUAUAUGAAAGUGCCUAUACAAUUUUUUUAAAAAUCCCCAAUAAUUUGGGUAAUUAGCCCGACACUAAGCAUAUAAACCAAGGAAAUGCACAGUUAAGCAUGGGCGGCAGGUAUAAUAGGCCAGAGGUGGCUAAGCCGCCCCUCACCCAGGCCAUGGCCCCACCCACACUCUGCCCUGAUGCCCCGCCUCUCUCUCCCCCUCACCCCCGAUGCUGGUGGGGGCUCAGCUCAGACUGGCCCAGGGGUUGGGCCGGUGUGGAAGGUCUGUUUGGGCCCGGCUGGUUCGGGCUGGGCCGUCAAGUCGGUUUGGGCUGGGUCGGGCCAGCGGGUCAGGUAGGUUUGGGCCAGGUUGGUGGGUUGGGUCAGGGUGGCAUGUUGGGUCAGGUCGGGCUGGCGCGUCGGAUCGGUUCAGGUGAGGCUGGCGCAUCAGGUCGGUUUGGUCUGGGCUGGCGUGUCCGGUCGGUUCGGGCAGGUGCGUCGGGUUGGGGUGGGCCAGAGCGUUGGGUCAGUUCUGGUCGGGCUGGCAUGUUGGGUCAGUUUGGGCUGGCACGUCGCAUAGGGCUGGCGCGUUGGGUCAGGUCGGGCUGGCGUGUCGGGUCGGUUCGGGCUGGCACGUCGGGUUGGUUCAGGUCGGGCUGGCACGUCGGGUCGGUUCGGGCUGGCAUGUUGGGUUGGUUUGGGUCAGGCCGCCAUGUCGGGUCGGUUCGGUUUAGACUGGCGCAUCAGGUCAGGCCAGCGCUUGGGGUCGGGCUGGCUGGCGUGUGAGGUCAGUUUGGGCUGGCGCGUUGGGUCGGGUCGGGUCAGGCUGCCACGUCGGGUGAGUUCGGGCUGGCACGUUGGUUGGUGCAGGUCGGGCCGGUGCAUCAGGUCAGUUCGGGCCGGCGCAUUGGGACGGGCCGGUACGUUGGGUCAGGCUGGGCCGGCACAUCAGUUCUGGUUGGACUGGCACGUCGGGUCAGUUCAGGCAGGGCCGGUGCGUCGGGUCGGCGUGUUGGUUCAGUUCAGGCUGGCGUGUCAGGUUGGUUCAGGUCUGGCUGACGCGUCAGGUCGGGCUGGGCCAGCACGUCGAUUUGGGUCAUACUGGCGUGUCAGGUUGGUUUGGGCCAGCGCGUCGGCUUGCUUCACUCCGGGCUAGUGCAUUGGUUCGGGCCGGGCUGGCACAUUGGGUCACGUUGGGUCGGUUCAGGCCAGGCCGGCGUGUUGGGUCAGCCAGCGGUUUGAAGCAGCUGGGGCGGGAAAGCCAGGGCUUGGAGCAGUUCAGCCAGGGCUCCUACAGCAACGCUGUGGGACCUCGGGAGUUCUGUGGGUAAAAGGGGCAGGGCCUUGGGCAUAAGGGGCGGGGCCAGGCGGCUAUGGUCCCCGAAGGGGGGGAAUCACUUGCUACCAAUGCAGUUAAAUUUAAACUUAAAAGGAAUCCAAAUGUGAUCUGGUCUGGCAGUGUAAUUAGGGCAUUCCAACAACCGUAACUCUACCCUCUACUGACACAGGGGGCGGGAUUUAAAAAUAAUCAAAUGUCUUUACAAUCAGUUUAAUCCAAUCUGGGCUGCUAAAUACUAAAAUGCCUUAAUCAGCACUAUAGCGUAGUGUUCAGGUUUCUGCUGAAGGAGGAAUUUCAGUUAUGAAGAAUAACAGGGAGAAACAACCAUUAACCCGAGUGAACGAUUUGCAUGUUGUGUACGUACAAGAUUUCAGUGAAUUUUAACUAUAUGAGAAACGCAAACAGGGUAGAGUUCAGUUUUGGUGCCCUAACUGCAUGUCAUACCUUAAGAUGUUUGGAUUUCUUUUAAAUGUAAUCUUACCUGUGAAUUUCCUGGGUUUCUAACACUUGGUUUUGGGAUAAUUACAACGUCCCUGUAAUGUGGUUUAACCUAAACUGCCAAUAUAUGCUCUCAACCUUAAUUCCA
Molecule: messenger RNA, 3191 nt
Organism: Mauremys reevesii (Reeves's turtle)
Lineage: Eukaryota; Metazoa; Chordata; Testudines; Geoemydidae
Gene: HPD
Product: 4-hydroxyphenylpyruvate dioxygenase
Exons: 14
Coding region: 65-1246 (393 amino acids)
Biological process (GO): L-tyrosine catabolic process
Cellular component (GO): endoplasmic reticulum membrane; Golgi membrane
Molecular function (GO): 4-hydroxyphenylpyruvate dioxygenase activity
Source: RefSeq, a predicted model, not a curated record